This is a messenger RNA of Cladophialophora psammophila CBS 110553, 612 nucleotides long. RefSeq lists its product as uncharacterized. The record is from RefSeq and is a predicted model, not a curated record. Gene Ontology annotation, molecular function: DNA-binding transcription factor activity; DNA binding. Lineage: Eukaryota; Fungi; Ascomycota; Eurotiomycetes; Chaetothyriales; Herpotrichiellaceae. Gene Ontology annotation, biological process: regulation of DNA-templated transcription. The transcript has a single exon. Bases 1 to 612 code for a protein of 203 amino acids.
AUGCAAGCAAUUGAACAAAACAUCGGUUUGGUCCUUCCAUCAGAUUUCAGCACCGUCGCAUAUGGCUGGUCCUAUCCCUCGUCAGCUUCUUCUGAUCAAGGCCCAAUGGAAAUCUUGGAUCUUUUCUUCGACUCAGCUGAGAGUUCGCCAGUGCUUCAUUCAAGCGAACCCCUAAAGGAAAGCAACUCUCAGCAGUCCCAAUCUAGUAAUCUUUAUGGCAACACGUUCAUGGAUCCCUCGGGCGUUAGUUUCUCAGUCGACUAUGCGAGCAGCGGACAGUCAGAUGACUUCGGCACAAAAGACGCCACCGCAAUCGAUUUUACAGAGUUGCCUCUACAGUCAAAUUUUACUCACACAAAGAUGAUGGAUCGAAAGCAUCGACGGCGUGAGCAAAACCGCAAAGCCCAAAGCAAUUUCCGACAAAAGCGAAAAGAAGAACUCCGCCGUCUCGAGCAGGAAGUUGAAGAACUCAGGGCUCAAAUCGCCAGAUAUCACAAACAGGGUCCCAUGGCCGGUCUGACCAUCUGCACCAGAUGCCGCAACUUCUACUCGGCCUCAACGGAAGCCGGUGAUGCCUCAAUCGACGACCUCCGGGGUCUUCAGCUCAACUAG